This is a messenger RNA of Cucurbita maxima (winter squash), 1405 nucleotides long. Its product is annotated as protein SCO1 homolog 2, mitochondrial. The transcript is spliced from 7 exons. The record is from RefSeq and is a predicted model, not a curated record. Gene Ontology annotation, biological process: mitochondrial respiratory chain complex IV assembly. Lineage: Eukaryota; Viridiplantae; Streptophyta; Magnoliopsida; Cucurbitales; Cucurbitaceae. Bases 572 to 1228 code for a protein of 218 amino acids.
CUUCCGAAUUUUGAUUGGGCCUUAAUGUAUUAGGGUAGAAGCCAUCCAGUUAUGGGCUCUUUUAGAGGCCGUAGAAGUGGACCGAAAUCUUGGCACGGACAUCGGGGCAUACGCAGUGAAGGCCCAGAAAACAUUCUAAAGAAUUGGGGGCGGGGGAAGGUGGAGGGAACUGCAAUCCGGCGUCGCUGUUUAAUCAAGGGAAGCGAAGGAAUCUGGGGGCAGCAAGAUUGUGUUGCACUUACAGGCUGAAAAUUGAUAUCCUGGAAAGUCAAAAUCUAUGCCGAUUGGGAUAGUUUUUGAAGGUAGACAAUCUUGGGGAGCAAGGCGCGUAACAAUUGAAAUGGGUCUUUGGUCUAAGCCACGAUUUUUCAGAAGCUCAUAAAGUUCUCUUCCCACGGAACAAAUAUGCUCACUUCUCGUUCUAUUUUCUCUCCCUCCAAACUCCCCUCCCCUCAUGCUCGCUGUCUACUUCAGAGGUUACAUCCAUCAAUUAGCGUUCGGUCCUGCAGAUAUUCCACAACAUCAAAAUACAAUAAGGAAAGACCAGAAGUCCAUCCUGUCAUUUCUGUAGAUGCACAUACUUCUCGUUCAUGGGCUACUUAUAUCAUUUAUUUUUGUGCAGCCAGCUGCGGUCAUGGGGUUUGUUGGGUUAGCUGCCUUUGUUCAUUAUAACGAUGAGAGAAGAGCUGUCUUGAAAGGGCAGGGAAGCACCUCUGUAAACGUAGUUAAAGGACCAGUUAUUGGGGGCCCUUUUGCUCUUAUUGAUACAGAGAAAAGAAUUGUAACAGAGAAAGAUCUUCGGGGGAAUUGGACUCUCCUCUACUUUGGUUACACUUCGUCUCCUGAUGUUGUGCCAGAGCAACUCCAGAUUAUGUCCAAGGCUUUAAACAUAUUAGAGUCUAGACAUAGCGUCAAGGUUCGACCUGUAUUUGUCACAAUUGAUCCACAACGAGAUAACCCAUCACAUCUUCGUGCUUACCUUAAAGAGUUUGAUCCAAGAAUUAUAGGACUGACUGGGCCAGUUGCAGCAGUAAGGCAAAUGGCACAGGAAUACCGUGUUUACUUUAAGAAGAUUGAAGAGGAUGGCAACGAUUAUCUUAUCGAUUCUUCACACAAAAUGUAUUUGUUGAGUCCAAACCUGGAGGUUAUGAGAUGCUUUGGAAUCGAGUACAAUGCUGAAGAGCUAUCACAAGCCAUACUGAAUGCACUACAGAAAACUGCUCACUAAUUACCAACAGGUCUUCAAGUUCUUUCCUUUGCAUUCCUAUUUGUUGUAAGCUUCUUUCUAGUCAUUCAGUGAAAGCCUUGGAGGUGUUAGAUUGAGUUUAUUACCUGAAUUUCAACCCUUCAGAUGUCCAUUAGUAGUAUAAUAGUGUAAACAGAAAAAGGCAAUUUUUUUGUUCAA